GCGGAAGACCCUGCGCUGAGAGGAGGGGCGGGGACGGGACAACGCGCCUGGAAGGGGAGGAGGAAAAAAGAGACCAUAGACUUUCACCUGGGCCUAGAAGGUCUCUUAAAGUAGUGGGGAGAGGAGGGCGGGCGGGGACCACCUUCAGAGCUGGCCGCCGGCGGUGUCAUGGCGACCCGGAACCCCCCUCCCCAAGAGUAUGAAAGCGAUGACGAGUCUUACGAAGUGUUGGAUUUAACUGAGUAUGCAAGAAGACACCAUUGGUGGAAUCGAGUGUUUGGCCACAGUUCCGGACCUAUGGUUGAAAAAUACUCGGUAGCCACCCAGAUUGUAAUGGGUGGAGUGACUGGCUGGUGUGCGGGAUUUUUGUUCCAGAAAGUUGGAAAGCUUGCAGCAACUGCAGUAGGUGGUGGCUUUCUUCUUCUUCAGAUUGCCAGUCACAGUGGCUAUGUGCAGAUUGACUGGAAGAGAGUUGAAAAAGAUGUAAACAAAGCCAAAAGACAGAUUAAGAAACGAGCAAAUAAGGCAGCACCUGAAAUCAACAAUAUAAUUGAAGAAGCAACAGAAUUUAUCAAACAGAACAUUGUGAUAUCCAGUGGAUUUGUGGGAGGCUUUUUGCUAGGCCUUGCAUCUUAAGCAUAUGAAUGUUCUAUCACAGUGGAGUCACCUAUAAGAAGAGAAAUGGUGGCAACAAGGUUUCUCGACAAUACUCACCGCCAGAUUCUCCAGGGCAGCAAGAAACAACUAGGUGGACAGUACCAAACCCACAGCUUAGUGUUUUGCCAUUGAAGUUUGGCAAACUAGUAUUUGCUGUAAAAACAACCUAUAUGGUAUGUGUACAAUAGUAUUCCUAAGCAAAACAUGCCUUUCAUUUAUUUUUUUAAAAUAUGCAUUUGUUUUGAAAUUAGCCUAUGAAAUACCACCAUUGGAUGUAGAUAUACAGAGGGAAAAAAUGUGUUGGAUAUAUUCCCCAGUGAAAUAUUAUCGUUGUUUUAUUUAAAUAAGAUGUUCUUCAUUUUGCUUUAUAGUAUAGUGCUGGUAAUUAAAAAUUUGUAUUAUAGCUUCAACAUUGCGGUUGGCUUUUUUUUUUUUUUUUAAAGAUAUGUUUGCAGUAAACUGAAGAACUGUAAUGCCCUUUUGUGGAAGGAUUUAGAAGUAAUAGAAUUAUUAAAGAUAUUAAACAGAUUUAAUAUCAGUUUUUAGGUGGUGGUUUUCUACAAUUCUUACUUUGCUUCUAUAAGUAUAGUAAACAGUUUCAAGGAAGACUUUUCUAAGGAAGUACUUAUGUCUAAAGCUGUUUCUCUCUCUCUUUUUUUGAUGUCUGUAGUUGCAGAAAUUUCUUGUAUAUAAGCUUCUUUAAUUUAUUUAUCCUGGCAGCCUGGGCAGAACUAAUUAUUUUGAGGGUACAAGUAGUUGGGUCACUGAUUCAUUUUAUUAACCUUGAGUGAACCUCCUUUCUCAUUUCUGAAAAUCCUAAUUAUUAUUUUGGCCCCUUCUUCACAAAGAGGUAAAAAUUACUUUGAAAUACUUAGUAGUAUGGUAUGAAUUUACUAUCUGAAAGACAGUGAUUUUCUGUCAUUAUAAAACUGUACCUUAAAGAGAAUUGUCUGUCUGAUCUAAUCUGAGAUGUAAGUGCUAAGGCUUUCAGGUUUUGGUAGCAUUGUGUUGAAGACUAGGCCAGUUGACUUGUUUCUCCGGGCCACAUCAUGCUCUCUCAGAGGCUCCUUUGCCCCGAAAAGCUCUCUGUGUGAUUCAUCUUGUUCAUAGAAUUCUAUGUUGGUGGGCGCCUGGGUGGCUCAGUUGGUUAAGCGACUGCCUUCGGCUCAGGUCAUGAUCCUGGAGUCCCCGGAUUGAGUC
Messenger RNA from Callorhinus ursinus (northern fur seal), 1857 nucleotides. RefSeq names its product FUN14 domain containing 1 (gene FUNDC1). Lineage: Eukaryota; Metazoa; Chordata; Mammalia; Carnivora; Otariidae. Gene Ontology annotation, biological process: autophagy of mitochondrion. The record is from RefSeq and is a predicted model, not a curated record. Gene Ontology annotation, cellular component: mitochondrial outer membrane.